Molecule: messenger RNA, 2714 nt
Organism: Aphanomyces astaci
Lineage: Eukaryota; Oomycota; Saprolegniomycetes; Saprolegniales; Verrucalvaceae
Exons: 6
Coding region: 271-1440 (389 amino acids)
Biological process (GO): phosphatidylethanolamine biosynthetic process; phosphatidylcholine biosynthetic process
Cellular component (GO): cytoplasm
Molecular function (GO): ethanolamine kinase activity; choline kinase activity
Source: RefSeq, a predicted model, not a curated record
GUUUCCAUAUGCCACCCACCCACCGGCGUGGAUCUCCACUCUCCAGUUGGCACGAUAUGCACAGUAGCCUCGAACCACUUCUCGAAAAGCUUCGCCCCGUGCACGUCGGUCUAGUGAUCGCCAUCUCCACCUGCGUCUGUAUUCUCGCGACAUAUCACGCGUUCCGACCCAAAGACAAGCCCGACGCUUCCAUCUCAACCCUCUGUCGUUCCUGCUCCUCCAACAUGACAGCCUCCAAAGGUGCCAUGUGACUCGAAUGCAUUGUAUCUCAUGCCUACCGCUCUUUUUCCUAUAGUCGUAUACCUCAACAACGCGAAUACCAUCCUGGACUACUCGGUGGGCGCUCGUGGCGAAGACUUUGAAUUUGACGACUGCAAGCACGUGGCCCAGACCAUAUACCCUGGCUUCCGCGACGCCAACGCCGACGACAUUGUGAUCAAAAUCAUCUGCGGAGGCAUCACCAAUCGCCUCUAUCGCCUCACGUGGCAAGACAAGUCCGUGCUCCUUCGGAUCUACGGCGAGCACACGGAAGUGUUUAUCGAUCGCGACAUCGACAACGAAACGUUUGCGGAACUGUCGAGACGGGGGUUUGCGCCCAUGUACCACGGCCGAUUCAGGAACGGACGCAUCGAAGGCUGGGUGGACGGCGUGCCGUUGGAGCCGCAUCAAAUGGGCGACCCAAAGCUUCUCCCUCUCAUCGCGACAGAAGUGGGCAAGAUGCACGCGAUGGACAUGAAGUUUCCGACUACUCCUUGUUUGUGGAAGAAAAUCCACGUGUUUGAGGAGCUGGCGUCGCUCGUCCGGUUCGACGACCCCCUCAAGCAGAAAGCGCUCGCCAGUCUCCGCUUGAAGCAGAUUCAACAGCGUGUGCAGUGGGCGCAGACGAUUUUGCCGUCGGCGCAGAACGGCCACGGCAAGCAGUUGCUUGAAACGUUCCGCGGCUCCCCCAUCGCCAAGCUGGCCACGGCGUUUCUACAGGAAUCGGUGUUUAGUCACAACGACAUGUUGAGCGGCAAUGUGCUGUACAACCCGUCGUGGUCCAAGGUUCAAGUCAUCGACUACGAAUAUGGAGGGUACAACUACCGCGGCUAUGACUUUGCAAACCACUUUUGCGAGCACUGUGGCUUGGACAUGAACUUGAACGCGUACCCGUCCCAACCCAAGCAAGUGCAAUUCUACAAGGCGUACCUAGCCGCCGCGAGCCCGGCGCUUUUGCAUUCCUUGACGCAGGACCACCACCUGGACGAGUUCGUGGCCGCAUUGCAUGACGCGGGCAACUUGUACGCAUUGGCGUCGCACUUGUUCUGGGGGCUGUGGGCCGUUGUUCAAGCCAGCAACUCGACGAUCGAGUUUGACUUUCUCGAGUAUGCUCGCGUCCGAUUGGAAGCUUUCGAUGUCCACGCCGACAUGUUUGGUGCCAAGCCCCAGUCGGUUGAAUAAACACCAACCAGCACACAACACGCAUGUAUAUAUAUAUGUACUUCGUCGUCGUUGUGGGUGGUUGGUUGUAUGUCUUUUAACGUGGUUAGCAAAUAUAAGACAUGGGUUCUUCUCUCUUCUUCACAGUAGCAGUAGCAACAACAGAGCAGCUGUAGCAUAACACGUCGGUGGCUUAUCGUUUUCGCUUGUCAGACGGGGCAUCGGGGAACGGCUCGUACGGCGGUAGGUUGUCCAACGACGUCGAGUCGCUCGUCUUUUUAAAGUACCGCGUGAUCACAACGUUGGGCUUGUCCUUGUCCGGCAGCGUCAGCGUCAGCUCCACGCGCAUGCGGCCCAGCUCGUCCACGGUGCGGCUGUCGUGCAGGAUGCCCCGGAACCCCGACAGAUGCGUGACCGUCUUGAUCGACGUGGGCUCGCCCAUCACUUUGAUCUGCAUGCACUGUCGUUCACAACAAGAGGCGAGUGUGCGUACGUACCGUGUUGGUUUUGAUGAUGACUUCUUGGCCAAACUUCAACUGCUUGGUCUCAAGGAAGAUGCGCGUGCGCCGCGUGAUCGUGAACUCGCCCGCUGUUUGCAGAAUGAUCACUGUCAGGUCCAGCUUGUCGGCCGCUUGUCGAGCAAUCAGCGGCAAUCCCUACGACAGACGCAUGAGAAGACCAUCACAAGUCGGUUGAGGGACGCACCAUGGCUUCCAAGUAGUCGUUCGUGGAAUCGGACGCGUCGCGAUCCAAUUCCCACGUCCCCGACAAGUUGAGCGCUCCAGCCCCAGCCGUGUUUACUGGGACCGGAACGGUGGAUGCGGAAGCCACGGCGACCGCCACGGCGGAGUUCACGUUGACAUUCGAGGGUUUGAAUGCACGGUUGUGUGCUUGGGCGGACGCGACGUUCAUCCGGUGUUGCUGUUGGUUCAUUUGUAACUGCAUCGCGGCCACGUUCAUGUUGUUCAGUUGCUGCAAUGCAUUCAAAUUCGCCCCCGAUGGCAUCUGCAUGCCCAUGCCAAGACCCAUACGUUUGAGUUGUUGUUGCUGCUGACUGGUCAAUGCAGCAGCAGCGGCAGCCACCAUGGCUGCGGAAGGUGCUGGUGCCAUCGCAAUCGACGUGUUGGGGUUGCCAAUCGACAUGGCUGUCGAGCUUGGUCCUGGAUUCGGCGGUGCGGCUGCCAAGAUGGGAUUCGACAUCGAUAUCGGGAUGGGCUUCGAGUUACCAGAGUUCGCAGGGGGCUUGUUCGCCGACAUGGUUCUACUUCACGGCGGGUGUGCGAGUUCCACGAGUC